Molecule: messenger RNA, 9379 nt
Organism: Xyrichtys novacula (pearly razorfish)
Lineage: Eukaryota; Metazoa; Chordata; Actinopteri; Labriformes; Labridae
Source: the annotation of a GenBank genome assembly
GCCGCCCUGCACGCUAAUGAAAAGGCAGGGAAUUGAGACGACGGUGCACGACAAACAGUUGUGUAAUUGCUUUUGAGAAACGGCUCUUGUCGGAGGCUGUCAUCGAUUGGUCUUUGCGAGGACGACUCGUUUACUCAGUGUGUGGGAGGAGGGCCGGGCGGGUGUGGGGGCCGUGAUCAUUACAGGGCUGACUGUGGUACCACUUUAUUAACUCAAUAUGGUUUGAUGUUUCACUGUGGUGGGGAGGGAUGUUGUCAUAGUUGGCCGAGGAAGAGGAGGGAUGCGUACCCGGCUCAUCAUAGAGGCGGAAAACACACAAUGGAAGUUGAAGAAGAUGAAAAUAAGCGAAUGUGUCGCAGAUUUGAGGGAGUUUUGAAGCACAGUUGACCCCGUAAAACGCCGUGAGCUCACAGUUUGUGGUGAAUCGAAUCAUACCUGCACUAAACAGGCUGAUUGCAUAAGCUGAUUGUGCGCCGGAUGGUCUAGACUGACAGUGGGUGUCGAGCUGAAGUUCUCCAAACGGUGUUAUGAAUGAAGAGCCCAGGAGUGCGUCACCGUGUAGUAUACAUCCCUCCCCAGCAGAUGGCCCCGCCUGCAAGAGCUUGGCUGGGAGGGUGGAGGGGUUGUUGGAUAGUGCGUGUGUGUGUGUGUGUGUGUGUGUGUGUGUGUGUGUGUGUUAUCGAUUUGGCAUUUGAGAUAUAGCAUGCAAUGUAACAUUUUUUGGACGGUUCCUAAAAUAUUUAUUGCUGGUGAUGCUUCUCCUCGGCCACCAGUUUGCUUCUUCUUCUUCUUCUCCUAUUUAAUUAAUGACAUCAAUGCAAAUUGGGGGUGGGGUGGGGGGGGUAGCAGCAAAUGGUCCAAAUGACUGGUGGAUUUUGUGAAUGGAGCACUUAGUGACUGGGGAAUGACGUCAGCACAAAAGCCAUGUCCCUCACGAGUGAGCCAGGACCGAAAGGAGGCGUCUCAUUGGCCGCCCGUGGCAUCAGAGCGACGUGAUUGGCCGCCGGCGGAUAAUUAAACACCUACACAGUCAAUGCACAAAUCCAAGUGGUGGGAUAUAUAGGCUGGAGCGUUGGCGCUGCAUGCAACAGAAUCAAGAGUUGUCCUGCAAGUUGAGGGAAAGUCAACUUAUUGUGUUUUGCAAAGAGAGACGUAGAGAUUUAUAUUUAUUUAUUUUUUUUGCCGGGUGAUUAUCACUGAUAAGGUAAGUGCUGCCGCCUCUUUUCUGAGCGUUUGUGUACCUGUGAGUGAGCGGUUUGCAUGUGCACACACAGACUUUGUGUUAGAGAUUGUGUUGGUUAAUGGGAUUGAAGUGGGACCACUGGGGUCAGCAGCAGCAUCACCAGCACCAGCAGCACCCGUUUGGUGAGGAUCCAGGCUGCUAAUUGAAGGCCAAGGACGGAGACAAGGAGGAGAAAACAGAGAAACAGAGGCAGGGGAACGAAAAAAAAACAAAAUAUGUGAAGAGACAGAGGGGGAGAAGAAGAAGAGAGAGUGAAAGAGGGGGACAGAAAGAAAGAAGAGAUGGACAGGGGAGAGCUGGUUGGAGUGUGUGUUUGGAGAGAGAGAGAGAGGGAGAGAGAGAGAGAGAGAGAGAGAGAGAGAGUGCUGGCAGCUCAUUACACUAAUGCACUGGUCCCUGAGGGAGUUGGCAAGCUUGGAGUCCUCCCUCCCUCCCUCCCUCUCUCCCUCCCUCUCCCCUUUUCACCCCUCCUCUUCCAGCGUUAGCGAGAGCUACAGGCAUUGCAUGGUCCAGGACCCCCACCUUGACUCACACACUCACACACACAUGUACACACACACACAAAAUCACACAAACACACACUCCCACCUGCAAGCAUGUCACACUUGAGGACCUGCAGCACUUAACAUGAGAGAACUACCUGUCCUGAGAGCUUAGGUGGAGAUUUUGAAGGAACAGUUCGUUUUGCAGAAGAAGAAAGAGGACAGCGAGUGUGUGUGUGUGUGUUUGUGUGUGUGAGUGAGAGAGGUGAGUUUUGUGUGAAAGUAAAAAAGCAAAAAAAGACAAAAACUGAAGCUAAAAUGUGUCUCACCUCUCUUUAAAGCGACAGUAAGGGUUUUUUCUUCUCUCUCAUGUUGAACUUCCACUCAGAUCAGACACUCACAGGUUUAUCUGCGACAUUUAUACGAUCAGUUUUCACCAGCCUGAGCUUUUACUUUUACUCCGAGGAUGUGUGAGCGAGUGUGAGUGGCAGCAGUUUUGGUUUCACCCGCACCAGCUGAUGCCGCGGUGUCUUUCUCGCCGUUUAGGGGACCAUGGUUAUGUUGAAGAUCUCCGCUUUCCUCGUUGCCUACGCCCUGGUCAUUUGCCAGAUGUACUGCUCACAAGCCGCUCCUGCCAGGUGAGAUAUUUUACACUUAAAGACGAUCUUUAUUCAUGCAAAAAAGACCAAAAAUUUAGGAGAAAAUAGCUUUAAUAGAGAGAUCCAAGUUGAGAAGAGUUUGAAGAAAAAUCAACAAAAAGAGGAGGAUGUUUGUGUCAGGAAACGACACAGAAUAUAGCUUCUGAUGAUUUUGUUUUUUAAUGUUUGUGUUUUGAUAAAGAGUUUGAUCACAUAAAUGUUUUUCCCUGGAGAAUAAAUCUAAAGUUUGUGAAUCCUGAACUCUAAAAAGAAGAUUUGGCUUCAACUUUUUGGAGAGAUUUGUUCCAAAAAGGGGAAAAAAAAGUUGUAAUUCACUUGAGGGCGAGAUGAAUGAGAUCUAUAGAUAUAUAUAUAUAUUUAUAUGAAGCAGCAGUGAAGCCACUCCCCCCCGCCCUGUUCCCAUGAAGCCAUCGAUUUAGUCAUAAAUCUAAAGCCGCCUCUCUCCGAUGGGGCACUUUCAGCAGAUUGUUUCCCCGCGUUGGCCGGGGGCCCUCCAACUCAGACGUCAUCCCUCCCCGAGCCGGUGACGUCCCAGCCAACCCCCGACCCCCCCCGCUAUCCAUCCAUCCAGUCACUCUACCCCACCCGAACACACACACACACACAGAAACACACACACACACAAACCCUUCUUGUAACUGCAGGUGAUAACUCCAGCCAAAGAUUUAACGCUGAUCUCUUCUCUCUCUCUCUCUCUCUGACCCCCAAACCUCUCCACUCCACACCCUUCAGACCGGGUUUGGAGUCCAUGUCAGACCGAGUCACGCUCACGGACUACGAGGCGCGAAGGUUACUCAACGCCAUCGUCAAGGAGUUUGUGCAGAUGACGGCGGAGGAGCUGGAGCAGCAGGCGACUGAAGGAAACAGGUACACAGAUGAAGAAAAGAUCACUUACUUUUAUUUAAACAUCUACUUUUAAAGGAGUUUUAAAGAAGACUCGACUUCAGGGGAGGUUUUAGUAAAGUUUAAACUCUUCUGACAAAAUAGGCAGGGUUUUUUUUUUUUUCUGGGCUACCAUGUUGGAAUUUUUUGCCUCAAAUUAGAAACCGCAUCUCAUCCUGGUUUCACUUGAACUCAGCUAAUGAUGCGUCUUUUUAGCGCCCCGCUCAAGUUCAAUCAAGCGUAGAGGUAUGUGCUUCGAAUCAGGGUGUAAAACGGAUCGAUCGCCAAAAUAAUCCAAACAGACUUAAAGUAGUUUCUUCUUCUUCUCUGUCCUGACCCUGCUCCUGCAUGGAUGAGCUUGAUUUUGUUUGAACUGGCGACUAUUUGCAGCCUGCCUGCGGGGCAUGUGAACAGCGUGCGGCUAAUGGAACGAAUAAGUGUGCAUGAUGUCAAUUAAGUGGAGUUGCAUGACAGUGGGAAGCGACUGGUUCUGUUUGUUCUGUGGGUGUAAGAGAUGUGACAAGAAGGGCCUGACUCUGGGUGGGGGUUCUGGCGCAUGAGGGGAUGGAUGACAGGUUUUUUUGAUGGGUGGGGAGUGAGGGGGGGGAAAGCAUGAAGCUGCUGCAGGAUGGGCGGGUUUAUUUUUACUUCUUCUUCUUCUAAGUGGCAUGAAAAAGUGAUGCAUGUGAAAUGAGAAAUGCUGCGUGAAUGAAACAGGAGGAUUAGAACUGAAGUGGAUUUUUUCUGCAUGUUUUCUCACACACGCCUAUGAGCCUGUUCUAUGCAUGUGUCUCUGUGUGUCCCCUCCCCGACAGCAUGGACAGGCCCCUAACCAAGCGCUGCUCCAACCUCAGCACCUGUGUGUUGGGCAAACUGUCUCAGGAGCUGCACAAGUUGCAGACGUUCCCUCGCACGAACGUGGGAGCGGGGACGCCCGGCAAGAAGCGCAGUGCGCCUGAGAGCGACAGCUAUGCAAGCUACGGCGAGAUGUUUGACAGCGUCUAACCCCCCCUCCUCAUCCUCAUCCUCAUCCUCCCUGUACCCCCCCUCUCUCUCUUCCUCCUUCCCUCUCUCUCCAUUUCCUCCCUCAUUGUUUUUGGAUCGGCAAGUGCAUGUUGAUUUGAUCUGCCUGACUGACAUGAGAAGUUAACUGUAACUGCAACCAACUCUUCCAUAAUUUCCUCCUCCCCCCUCUUAUUUUUGGCAGAGAAUGAUUUGUUCCCGUCAUUUAGACAAUCAGAGUUAGUUUUCAUGAAUGUGAUUGAGGAGCCGGUGCAGACAUCCAUCUCUGUGUGUUACUGUCUGUGGAGUUAUUUGAUGGCAUGAAGUUAAAAAACCUGCUAAAGUUACAGGGUUUAGAGAGAUCACUUAAUGGAAGCAUUAAUAAAUGAUCCACUAAUGCGACACCAUGUUUCUUGUUCAAUAAACGUAUUUUUCUACCAGGAAGCCUUAGGUCAUUUUCAUUCUUUAAUCUCAAAACUCGAUGGUAGAUCCUUAUUUAGAAAGAAAAACAGACAUAAAUAAGACUUUAGAGCGCCUGAAAUGACCCCUGAGGCUUUCAUCGAGCUCAAAGGUAAGAAAAUAUCACCUCAGGAGUGCAUCAUUUUACCCUCAGUGUUGUUCAAUAAAAGAUUCAUGUGCAGAUUUUGACGUGAUCUCGGCGUUAACCUCCCGUUCGCUCUCUUGAAGCAGCGUUACAGCACAGAAGCGAGCCUGCAACACGGCAACCUGCGUCACUCACCGCCUGGCGGACUUCCUCAGUCGAUCAGGCGGGAUGGGCAACAGCAACUUCGUCCCCACUAACGUCGGCGCGAAGGCCUUUGGGAGGCGGAGGAGAAACGUCCAGAUGUGAGCACCCCAGACCUUCAGGGAAACGGUACAUGAGAUUAUGACAUAUUUCUGUUGAAAUGACUGAAACGGUCAUGAGCAGAUCGAUUCUACUCUGAAAACUCUAAACUUGCUCUCUCUGUCUGUCUGUCUGUCUGUCUUUCAGAGGUUGAACCCCGGCAAGAAAACACCAGAAAAAAAACAAACAAAAAAAAAAAGACCUGAGAACAAAAAUCAACAAAAACAAAAAUGGAGCAGAAAAUAAACAGUGAACUGGCCCUUUAUCCAUCCCUCACACACUCCGACUGGAAAAGACAAAAAAAUGAAACCCACAGGACUUCUCUUCUCCCAUCUCCAUCCUGUUAGUGAAACCUUUUGCUUUCGGCAAACCUGAGAAAAGAAAAAAAAAGCGAAAAAAAGCACUUUAGUUUCUGUACAUGAACAAAUGAACUCCUGAAGAAAGAAAGAAAGAAAAAAAAAGUGGUUCCUCUUUUUUAUACAUGAGUAUCAUUGGAAAAUAAAAUGAAAGCAGCAGUGGUUUUCACCUGAUUUUCUUCCUCCUUUCACCUGGUUAGAGCACAUUUCCUCCAUGCGACCCACAAAUUCGCUCUUCCUCAUUUGACAUCCAUACCCCCCCUCCCUUUCCCACAAUCCCCUCUGCUCCCGAGGGUUCCCUGUUUUCCUUUGUGCCAGAGGGACGCCAUUAAAGAUCAGCCUACCCAAGGCCCCCCCACAACGGCUGUUGUCUUGUGCCUUGAUGUAGAACAAUUUACAUGAACAUGAUUGUACAGUUCUGUUUCGAGACGCUAAAGAAGACCCGAGAGAGCGAGAAGGAAGACGAGGAGAGAAUGACGACAGAUUAAUAUUGUAAACGAUAUUGUGAAAACAAAUUUCAGCAAGAUUAAAAUGUAUUUUAGAUACACUCGGGUUUGGGGUACUUGUGUUGUUCUUCAAAGGUCUUUAAGCUGUAAGAAGAGGUCGAAGAAUUGAGAUGAUGAGAGGCUUAUAUUUGUACAUUAACGCCUGAAAUACUGAUAAAUAAUAUCUGAGGAUUACGAAAGAUAAACUUGAAGGCUUCAGCGAGUUAGUUUGUAAUCCAUUCCUAGACAAUCUGACAUGAUUGCUCAUUCAGAGAUCUUUAAAUUCAUCUCAAAUUCGGCCGAUUAGGAAAACUCCAACAUCACUUUGAAUGCAGAGACAGUCUGCACUGGGACUAUUUUCUGACUGACACCACAGCGGCAUGGAUACAUGAUGAUAUACAGACAAACCUGCAUGGGUUAUUGCUUAAUAAAAGGCAGCCAAACCUGCAGUCAGACUUGUUCUUCUUUCAUAACACAUAAAUCAGUUUCAAUCAGAAUAAGAGUAUUAUUCGUGAGCCCUGGAAAUCAGAAACAUGUGUCUAAGUUUGACAGGAUAGAGCGUGCAUCUUUAGUUGCACACAGCGCAGGGUUGACUGAACUUUUUGGAGGCUCUGGUGUCCUUACAGCAGCACUCCAACAGGUGGCAACGUUAUUGCCUUGACAAAAAGUUCCACUGGAGCUGCGCAGGGUCUCACAGGUGGAGCUGAAGUCCUAAAAGCAGAAAAACAAUCCAGCGGUGGAGACUAAUGAGGGUUCAGAUUCGUUAAUUUGCACAAAUGAGAAGCAAGGCACUGAAAGGACUUCAAAACAUGCGCUAUAAAAACACAUUUUCCCUUUAUUAAACGAUUUUAUCCCGGUGCCAUUAUCCCAGGCUGUUAACACUCCUGUGAGUGGACUCUGACUGGAAGUUAAUGAUCUGGGGUUGUGGGAUUUUGAUGAGAUUUAAUGGAGGAAAAGUGGGAAAUGACACGAGGAAAGGAAGGCACAUAAACCGAGCUCAAAAACAUAAAACCUCGGCUGGAUUCUCAGACCAGCUGCAGCCACGGAAAGCUUGAAAAACACGCAGUUCUCUUUUGAAACUGCAGAUUAACCUGUUAAUUACGGAGCCUUUCCUGGAUGUACCACCAAUAUCUGAAGUGCAGAAGUUGCUCUGUUUCCAGAAAAGUCUCAGACAGAGAGGAUAAAUAAAGGCCCCGCAGCUUUUGGAUGACAAAUACUUGAUGUACGUUUGGAAAUGGAGGGGAUAAUGAGCCCAUUCAAUAAGGGUGAAAUUGAAAAACACGAUACAGUCUGAGCUAUUCGGCUGCACGGAUGGAUGCCAAGUGUGCGCCGGAGCAAGUGCAGGAUAUUUGUCACCGAGUGCAUCUCACAGCCAAGCACACAAAGAGCUGUUGGGGCGGAGAGGGUAAAGAAAAAGAUCUUGUUUAGUUUGGAUGAAAAAUGAGGCAUCAACAGCAGACAUACAUCACUCAUGGUAAAGACACGCUCAGGGUUUUAAAGCCAACUUUAUAAUUAAUGGGAGGAAAUGCAUGAAAAUAUGUGUACUUAUGGUAUAGAAGCAAAACAGAGCAGGAUUUAUGCGCCUUCCCCCUCUUAAGCCUUUAAACCCUCAUCUGUCAGUUGUUUUUACAGUCUUUCCACUCAUGCUCGCUCUCCGUCUUACUAUCUGUCUCCUGAAGUCGGAGCCACGCUAAACUCCACAUGGAAACUUCUCCUGCAUGACUGAAGAGGGAAAAAAUACCCCCCUUCUCUAAAUUCUGAUAAUUGAGGGGGACGGGAGGUUGAGGGCUGAUUCCUGGGUUGAUUUGGUUUUAAAGCGUCUCUCUCAGCAGUUAUCUAACAAUCCCACUAGGCCAGUGAGAAUAGAGGUCCUAAUGACACACAGCUGCUUCCAAUAGGGGCCCUUCCAGUUGGAAAUUAGAUGGUUCAUAUAGGAGAAACCAAGAAGAAGCAAGCCCCCAUCUCCAGGGGGAAGACGUGCCGCUCGUCCAGUUCCCAGAAUCCUUCGCCACAAAACCAACUUCUAAACCUGAGGCUUUGGAGGAUGCUGCUUUUUAACGUUUUAGGGGAUAAGAGAGAGAGGAAAAUGCGUCAUACUCUGAAAACUUCGUGCAACAGUUGGGGAAACAAUCCGUGCCACAAUGCGCAACUAAGGACUGAAAUGCUUAUAAAAUGCCUUUGGCGAGUUAUGUAAAAAAAAGAGCCAGAUUUGCAGCGUCAAAGAAGUAUUUCGCUGACCUCAUCUAUCAAGGAGAAAUGGGUUUAUCAACAACCUCAGUAUCUUUGAGUUCACUGUGUAUUUCACAUACUCACAAAGCAGCUAUUGUCCUCAUCUCUCAUGCUCGAGGGUGGUAAGCUCAGACGCUUUUAUAAUGCUCUUUAUAAUGACAUACUGCUGUGUCUAUCAGGCAUCUGAUAAAUCAUUUAACCUGCAGCAACUACAGGUUUUGAGAAAUGAAGCUGAUGUUCAAGAACUGAAAACUGCAGUUCCUCAAGCGUCCACUAGAGGCAGACUCCAAAAACCCAGAAGCCACAUACAUACCCAACCUGAAAAGCAUAGACAUUAUACACAUAGACGCCUCAUGACAUGCUGGAGCGUAAUCCAGUGUCGCCGCCAUAUCGGAUGGGUCUCCCCACUCAAGGCUCACUCAAGAGCCAAAGGGGGUCAAUGGAGACCGAGCAACUGUGCCCGUAUUUUUGAACUCCACGGUUGAAAGACCUGACGAAGUAUUGAAACCAGAACACGUAGCGUUACAUUUCACAAAUAGGACUGGAAAAUGUAUGUGUUUUUUUUACGUGUGACAUCGUCCUGUAUUAUGGCUACAUCCCUGUGAUUUGAAACGAACCAAACAGUGUGAAAAUCAGGCAGAGAUUCGAAGAGUUAUGAUUAAUAUGGUUGGGCAUUCCUACCUACCUUAAUGCACUGGAGGAGCAUAGGGGACCCAUCCAAGACAGCGGCCGCGCUGAUGCGUGAGCUCCAGUAGGCAGCGUCCGGCUUUGAGACGUGUAUGUAUAUUAUGUCUAUGCCUAUGCCUGCCUCUAUGCCCAUCUUCAAGUGAAGUAGACACGCUAACAGCCUUCCAGUCGAGUAACUCAUUCUGUACUGAGGUGAUUUUAGAAAAUAACUUUGAUCGAUCAAAAGUUACUUGGACUUUUGUCUCUUAUGUAUCAGACUAAACCUAAAAACAUCGUAAAGGUGUAUUGGGCUGUGAGUUUUACUGCGAUCAGCUGUCAAAUUUAGAGCUUCGAAGCAUCAAGUAUUUUUCAAAUUGAAUAAAAGCCCCGAAGUUUCUUAUACUACUUCUUUCACUCGUCAUUGAAAUGGAGAAAAUCACUUACCUCAUUACUUCUGAAACAAAAACCACGUGUAAGCGACAGGUGUACCCCUCUCCAACUGUUUUUAUAGGGUGCUCAAUUAACACCUAU